CAGCAGAUUAACAACAGGGGGAGGAGAGGACAGGAGGAUAUAACAGUCGGAGGUCAUAGCUGCAGCUGCUGAGGACAUGUAAACAUUGAUCUAAUCGAGUCACAAAAUUCUGGAGAAUAACAGAAAGCAUCGAGGCCACAGCUGGAGAUUCAGGGCUCUCCGACGUUUUGUGAUCUUAGCAGGAAAAAGGAGGGGAAGAAACAAUCUGACUGCUUCACCCGCCACCUGAAGUCGUCAGCAGGUUUUUCUGUUGUUCAGAUUUAAGGAGCAAAUUCAAACCAGAACUACAAAAUGACAACUUCAACAAAGCUUCUAGAGGAGAUGUGCCAUCUCAGGGCUCAAUCGCUGGCAGCAAUGGACACAUCAGAGCACUUCAAGGUCCUAAAGGUGCUGGGUGAAGGCUCAUAUGGAAAAGUCAUGCUGGCUGUGCACCGGAAGAGAGGAACUCCGAUGGCUUUAAAGUUCUUUCCUCGUGAAUCCACCUCGCUUUUCUCCUUCCUGAGGGAGUACAAUCUCUCUCUGUCCUUCUGCACCCAUCCAUCCCUGACCAGAGCUCUGGGAAUCGCUUACUCCACACCAUCACAUUACAUCUUUGCUCAGCAAGCCAGUCUGUUUGGGGAUCUCUUUGACAUCAUCACCCCUGAGGUGGGGAUGGAGGAGGAUUGCUGUCAGCGUGUGGUUUCCCAGCUGUGUGGGGCUCUGUCCCACCUCCACUCCCUUGGUUUUGUCCACAGAGAUGUCAAACCUGAGAAUGUCUUCCUGUGUGAUUCCGCAUGUCGAUGGGUCAAACUGGGAGACUUUGGCAUGGUAAAAGCCAGGGGAACCAGAAUCCCAGAAGUCUGGUACAGCUCUCCCUACUGCACCCCAGAGGCUGAGAUUGCCCGAGGAAAUGAUGACAGCUGGAACAGCCCAAACGAUGAAAAUGGUAAUUUUCAGGAGGAUGCGAAGAAAAUAAAGAAACAGAGAGUCUGGACAUCAGUAGAGCCCAGUACAGACAGCUGGGCGCUGGGUAUCCUAACAUACGCCAUGCUUACUGGCAGCCACCCCUGGGCUGAGACAGCCAGUGACUGCUGUUCUUACAUUAAAUAUCGAGACUGGUUUGACAGAGAAAACGGCCCCAACGAUGAACUGGAUGUGUGGGAAGAACCACCAACAGGGAGGACUCAGAGAUCCACUGAUCUGAACGGAAACAGGCAGAAGGACCACUCAUCUGUAGCUCCUCAGUUUGCAUGUUUCACACAGUUAGGCUGCUCCUUCUUCCAGUCGCUUCUUGAUCCCAGACCAGAACUUCGAGGAUGUCCUGAGGAUGCUCUUAGUUACCUUGGAGACAACUGGAUAAUGGAGAAAGACAGGGUGAGACUGGAGAAGGAGAGGAAGAAGAUCAGUGAGAAGAGUGCAAUUAAAUCCAUGAAAGAGAAGGAGGGGAGAGGAGAGCGAUGAGAAAAAAUGACAAAGGAGGUUAAAAGAGACUUUUUUUAAUCAUCUUUCGAAAGGAAAAUAUAGUAUGACACUGUGACUAGUUAGGCAGUACUUGUAAAAUGUAGCACUUUGAAAUACUGUUGUAUCACUGGAUGGAAAUUUUGAAAGCACUAUUAUAUAUAUAUUUAUAUCUAUAGAGAGAGACUAAGACUCUUUUUGACAUUAAUCAUAAAGUAUUUCAAUAGAAUC
Messenger RNA from Cyprinodon variegatus (sheepshead minnow), 1668 nucleotides. RefSeq names its product serine/threonine-protein kinase SBK1-like. Lineage: Eukaryota; Metazoa; Chordata; Actinopteri; Cyprinodontiformes; Cyprinodontidae. Gene Ontology annotation, biological process: peptidyl-threonine phosphorylation; peptidyl-serine phosphorylation. Gene Ontology annotation, molecular function: protein serine/threonine kinase activity; ATP binding. The transcript has 5 exons. The record is from RefSeq and is a predicted model, not a curated record. The coding region runs from base 292 to 1440 and encodes 382 amino acids.